Molecule: messenger RNA, 3265 nt
Organism: Danio rerio (zebrafish)
Lineage: Eukaryota; Metazoa; Chordata; Actinopteri; Cypriniformes; Danionidae
Source: RefSeq, a predicted model, not a curated record
GGGAAGGACCUAAAGAACAAGACGCUGACAUAAAACAACAACACGCCGUUUAUUGCCAUGCACGUGUCAUACACCAUUAUAAACAUUGCUUAUUUCAUAUUUAAAUCUACUCACUAUAAUUUCACAAGAAAACGGCACACUUCUCAAGACUACAUAACCCAGCGCUGCGCGCUAUGAAACCGAGGCAGCGUAAACAGUACUUCAGGAACAUGAAAAGAUCGGAUGACAGUGAGAGGGAAAAGAGGAGAAAGAGGCGAAGGCUUCUACAGGAACUAGGAGAGCAGAGGAUUCCAUAUCUUUCCCCAACAGACCCAGGAUUUCAGGACCUGUGGGACUCCAGUUAUGCGGGCCUGGCUUUGCGGCAGUCUGGUACCCUUCCAGAAGGUCUCCAUGAGAAGGUUCAAUCUGCUCUGUUAACUCUACAGCGGCAUGGAUGUCUCCUCCGAGAUCUUGUCCGAGUUCGAGACCGGGACGUCUUCACGGCCGUUUCACGCGCUCUCGUGGGUCAGCCGGGCUACACGUACCGUUAUCUGGACACUCGUCUGUUCACCAUCCCCUGGCACUGUGAAGGAGAAGAGGGCCAGAAAGAUGAGAAAGGCAAACCUUGCUGUGACUCCGACCUGAGGGACGCUUGUAAAGCAUUAUGGGAGCUCAAUCAGUUCUUUUGCUCGGAUGUAAAGCAGCAGACAAAUGCAAGAGGUGUCAAGCGUACCCGCAGUGACACUGAAAACAGCGAAGAUGCGCCAGGGGAGGGAAUGUGCGAAGAAGAGAGUGUUAAGGACAGGUUAGUUGAGGAGAAAACCAUAGAGGAGGAGGAGGAAGACAGUGGACAGGGCUGCUCUCAUUCCUCACCUCCUUCAUCCACUCCGCCAGCUGCUCAGGCCAGCCUGGUUCAGUUUAACGUCACGCUAAUCAACUACAUGAACCCUGCAGCCAUGACCCAGCUGAAGGAAGAGCCAUAUUACGGCAUGGGCAAAAUGGCAGUCGGUUGGCAUCAUGAUGAGAACCUGGUUCCUCUCUCACCAGUUGCCGUUUACAGCUAUAGCUGCCCAGCAGAGCCAAAGAAUGAAGGAGUUACUGAGAAAGACGGGGAGGGAAAGAGCAAAGAAAAAGAAAGAGAGGCCAAAGGUGAAGGAACAAGUACAGAAGAAGUGAAGAAAGAAGGAGAAGCCUCGGUGAAGGAGGACGUGGAGAAAGAGAAGACGUGUUGGCGAGUUGGUUUGAAGGUGGCCUGGGACAUCCACACACCAGGUCUGGCUUUGCCUCUCCAAUCUGGAGACUGCUACUAUAUGACAGAUGAUCUGAACCGGACACAUCAGCACUGUGUACUGGCUGGUGACACAGCUAGAUUCAGCUCAACUCACAGAGUCGCACAGUGUUGUACGGGUACACUGGACUACAUACAGAAACGUUGCUCUGAGGCCUUGGAGAAUUUACACAGCGACCCCGAGAAGAACGCCAAGAGCCUGAUUUCCCUCCUGCCCUCCAUCCUCCAACGCAUUGAGGAUAUCCACAACGAGGUGGAGUUUGAGUGGCUGAGGCAGUACUGGUUCCAGGGCCGGCGUUACGCUCGAUUCUGCAGCUGGUGGACUAAACCCAUGGAGCAGAUGGAGAAAGAUUGGAAGGAAAUGGAGAGAAUGACUCAGCUGCUGUUGGUGGUGGUUGAGGAUGAGGCCACGGCACAGGAGAACAGAAGAGAGAUGGCAGACGUGUUACUAAAUGCGCUGACCGACAGACAGCAGCACAGACAGACAUGGAGAGACAGAUGCCAGUCCAGCCUGGCGCAGACUUUGCCCCCUGAGGAAGCACCUGUGGACAGACCCUAUUGGAGCAAUGAUGAUCCUGACAUGCCCCUCCCCUUUGACCUCUCUGACAUCAUCAACCGCGUUGAGUCGCUUCUAUGGAGGUGUGUUUGAAAAGAAUGUAAGGUGUUAAUAAAGAAUGGAGAUAAAUGGAGAGAGAAAAUAUUAUGGGCUGGAUAUUAUGAGAUAGAGGCAGAUAUGAAGAUCACAGGUGACAAAAAAGUACAGCACUCACCAGUUUAGUUUUUCCUUUUUGACCCAUCUUUGCCUGAAGACCAGCGUUCACCUUCACACACACACACACACACACCUGCACACACCACACUGACGUCCUCAUGGAUGGACUGACGGAUAUGAGACUGGAUACCUUGGCGGAUACAAAUCGAUAUCUGGAUGGGACAUUUUAUUUCCUAUUUCCAUCAGUAUUGUUUACUAUCACCUUAACAGAGUCUGUAGUGUUACAAUGACCAUGCAUAGACACAUAUCAGUAGUAGCAUCCGAUAUCUUUCCAUACAUAUUCAAAUAUAUAUAUAUCCAUAAAUGUAUGUAUGCUUUAGUUCAGUUCUCCAUAUAUCCUCUGAAACUUUUUUGGACAGGCAUUAUACAAAUGUAUACAGUAUACACAGUUUACUUCUCCUCUAUUUGUGUGUGUGUGAGUUUGUCUGCUUGGCGUCUUUUUUAAUAGAAGAGUCAGGAGUAAAAGAAAGCAAAAAAGAAAGGAUAUGAUGGGGGAAGGAGGGGUGGUGGUGUAUGACAUCAUUAACGGGUGUCAUAUGCAUGGUGUUGCCUUUCACCUGGAGUAUUGUCUGGGGAUUUAGUGUGUUUGAAUUGCCCUAAGUGUGUUUGAAUGUGUAUGUGCGUCCGUCUGAUUGUCUGUAGGGAGAAGGUAAAGUAAAAGUUGUUGGACUGACGUUUGUCUAUAUUGAUGGAUGUGGGUACGAGACACACACAGGUGUAUGUAAUUGUUUUAAACGGUUUUAUUUCUGAAUGACUGAAAAUGUGUGCGUGUGUGUGCAUAAGAUGUUUCUCUCUCAAGCCGGCUCUUAUUGGGCUCUCCAAUGAACUUGCAUUGCAUAAUUCUUGCAGUUUUUUUUUUUUUUUGUUUGGCUCCUAAUCUUUCAAUAACGCCUGCAUAUGUCUGUAAUGCUGCCAGUUUCGGGAGGAAUGCACUCAAACAUCUUUAGAUGCGUGAAGGAUGAAGAAAAGCACUCUGAUGUCCUUUAAAUGAAUGAAGGAUGAAUGAAAAAGGGAUGACUGUUGAAGUCCAGCAGCUUUCUUUUCACUUUAUAUUUUUCUGUCAUCAGUGUUAAUGUAGAAGAUGCAUAUUAUAGUAUUUGAUGAAGAUGCUUACAUGUGUUUUAUACUUUUGAAGUUUUAGAGUUGUUAUUGGUUGCCAAAUAUUGUGUCAUUGCUGAGAAAAUGCUGUGAGGUUGGUAUAUAAAUAUAAAUAUAUAUAUAUAUAA